AUUCGUGAUAGAUAUGAUCAACGAGCACCUACCUACGACCAAGAGACUGGUUUCCAUCCAAAGCAAGCCGCCGACUACAUCAAAUGGAUGUCAGUCCAACCUGGCUUCAAAGUCCUAGAUCUUGCUUGCGGCACAGGAGCGGUCACGAUCCCUGCUGCCAGAGACGCCGGUCCAUCAGGAACUGUCAUUGGAGUUGACAUCAGUCCAGUCUCUCUCAAAAUCGCUCGGGAGAAAGCCUUGAAAGAGGGUCUGAAGAUCAACUUUGUAGAACACGAUAUAGAGAACGUCGAAGGACUCGAAGCAGACGGCAUCGAAGAAAGAAAGUUCGAUAUUGUUACUUGUGCCUCUGCUGUUCCGGUCUUGGAGCAUACUGCAGAAGCUGUGAAAGGUUGGGCAAAAUUGCUCAAGAAGGGUGGGACAUUGAUAUUCGACGUUCCGAGUGGAGGCACAUUGAUCAAGAACGUCCUCCUUGAUCGAGUCGCACAGGAUUUGAAAGUCCCCCUCUUCAAUCAUUCUCUGACAGAUAGCACGGACAAGGUUCGCAAACUAUUGACCGAUGCUGGGUUGGAUGCUUCUGGGACUUUCGUGACCGAGGCGUAUGAGGGAUCGAUGGAGGAGCUGGAUGUCAAGAAGGCAGAUGAAACCUUUGAA
Messenger RNA from Mollisia scopiformis, 651 nucleotides. Its product is annotated as S-adenosyl-L-methionine-dependent methyltransferase. NCBI's taxonomy places the organism in Eukaryota, Fungi, Ascomycota, Leotiomycetes, Helotiales, Mollisiaceae. The annotation marks the transcript as partial. The transcript has a single exon. The record is from RefSeq and is a predicted model, not a curated record.